Molecule: messenger RNA, 2671 nt
Organism: Andrographis paniculata
Lineage: Eukaryota; Viridiplantae; Streptophyta; Magnoliopsida; Lamiales; Acanthaceae
Product: L-type lectin-domain containing receptor kinase VIII.1
Exons: 1
Coding region: 272-2380 (702 amino acids)
Biological process (GO): protein phosphorylation
Cellular component (GO): plasma membrane
Molecular function (GO): carbohydrate binding; ATP binding; protein kinase activity
Source: RefSeq, a predicted model, not a curated record
CUCCCUCGCCGCUUACCAAUUAGCAGUCCGAAAGCCGACAACGACACGCCGCUGCUAACGUCGUCGGAGCUGCAGAGCGUGGGGAUUUUCGGAUUGUCCUCAUCCACCGUUGGAUUGCCGCCACGUGGCGCCCCGGUUGUCGUGUCUCGGCCCCUUUACGGUCUGGGGUUUGAUUCUUUUCUCUUCUCUUCUCUUUCCUUCUUCCCCAACAAAUUUGGUCACAAAAUAUUUCUGUUUUAGCGAUGGAUUUCUCUGCGAUUUAGAGUUAGAGAUGGAGUUUUCCGAUCGGAAUUUUUGUAUUUUGAUUUUGAUUUUGAUUUUCUCCGGCGGCAAUGUAUCGGCGGCGGUGAAAUUUGACUUCUCUAGCGUGCCUCUCUCCGGGCUGAAGCUCCUCGGCGAUGCCCACUUGAGCAACGGGAGCGUGCGCCUUACGCGCGACCUCACCGUCCCGAACUCCGGCGCCGGCAAAGUUUUGUACUCUAACCCGAUCGAAUUUCGCCGGCCGGGGAUGGAAUCUCCGGCGAGCUUCUCUACAUUCUUCUCGUUCUCCGUCUCGAAUCUGAACCCAUCCUCAAUUGGCGGUGGGUUGGCCUUCGUCAUCUCGCCGGACGACGAGUACGUCGGAGACGGCGGCCCGUAUUUAGGGAUUACCGAUGGGAAGGGCGGCGCCGUGAAUGGCGCGGUGGCGGUGGAGUUCGACACCCUGAUGGACGUCGAAUUCAAGGACAUUAACGGCAACCACGUCGGUCUGGAUUUAAACUCGAUGGUCUCCACGGCGGUUGGCGAUUUGGGAACGAUCGCCGUCGAUUUGAAGAGCGGCGACUCGGUGAACUCGUGGGUCGAAUAUUCCGGGUCUACUCGGUCACUCAGAGUCUACGUUUCGUAUUCCAAUUCGAAGCCCCAAGACCCAAUCCUGUCCGUCGAUUUUGAUCUUGCCGAUUACAUAUCGAACGGUUCGAUGUUCGUCGGCUUCUCCGGCUCGACUCAGGGCAGCACGGAGGUCCACACAAUCCAGUGGUGGAGCUUCACGUCGUCGUUCGAUGAAUCACCGGCGCCGUCGCCGGAUAUAGCCAAUCCAUCUCCAGCACCGGAGGCCGACGGAACCAAAACGGCGUCGCAUCACAAAACAGAUGGGAACUGCCGCAACGAGCUCUGUCGCGGCAGUCCCGGGGCGGUCGCCGGAGUAGUCACCGCCGGCGCCUUCUUUUUGGGGUUUUGUGCACUAGCUUUUAUAUGGAUUUACAGGAAGAAUUCCAAAGGGGAUAUGAGUUCAAAUUUGAAAUUGAAGUUGAAUUCGAACACGAUCGCUUCAGAUGUGAUCAAAAUGCCAAAGGAAUUCAGCUACAAAGCGCUGAGAUCGGCCACCGGAGGAUUCAAUUCCGACCGGAUAAUCGGCCAUGGCGCAUUCGGGACAGUUUACAAGGGGAUCUUUCCGGCGACCGGCGACGUCGUGGCGGUGAAGAGAUGCAGCCAUUCCGGGCAGGGGAAGGCAGAGUUUCUGUCGGAAUUAUCGAUCAUCGGAGCUCUCCGGCACCGGAAUCUCGUCCGGCUUCAAGGCUGGUGCCAUGAAAAGGAUGAAAUAUUACUAGUCUAUGAUCUGAUGUGCAAUGGGAGCUUAGACAAGGCCCUGUUCGAAUCCCGAAUUGUCCUGCCGUGGCCGCACCGGCGCAAGAUUUUGCUCGGCGUAGCAACGGCGUUAGCGUAUUUGCAUCAAGAAUGCGAAAAUCAGGUCAUUCAUCGCGAUGUAAAGACGAGCAACAUCAUGCUCGAUGAAGGGUUCAACGCCCGAUUAGGCGAUUUCGGAUUGGCCCGGGAGGUCGGGCACGACAAGUCUCCCGAUGCGACGGCGGCUGCGGGAACGAUGGGGUACUUGGCGCCCGAGUAUUUACUAACGGGCCGUGCCAGCGACAAGACCGAUGUUUUUAGCUACGGCGCGGUGGUGUUGGAAGUGGCGAGCGGUCGAAGGCCGAUCGCGAAGGAGUCGAACCCGUCGAGCAGAGUCGGGGUGAGUAGCAAUUUGGUCGAAUGGGUGUGGGGAUUGCAUAGGGAAGGAAAGUUAAUCGAGGCUGUCGAUCCGAGGCUAGAAAACGAGUUCGACGAGGCGGAGAUGACGCGGAUUUUGUUGGUCGGGUUGGCGUGCUCGCACCCGGACCCGACGGCAAGGCCUACGAUGCGGCGCGUGGUGCGAAUGCUCGAGGGCGAAUCGCAAGUCCCGAUUGUCCCGAGAUCGAAGCCGAGUACGAGUUUUACGACGUCUCAGCUCAUAUCGAGCUUACAGGACAGUGUCUCGGAUUUGAAUGGGAUGAUCGGCAUCUCGACCACGUCGUCGGAAACCAGUUUCGGCGGCGGCCACGGCGGCGGCGGUUUAGACAUGGUUUAAAAACUCUAAUUGUUUAGUUUCACUUGUUGCUGUUAGUGUUAGUGUAUAGACAAUAUUCUUUACUGUUUGGUGAACACUAAAGUGUAAGUAAGUAAAGCAUAUUUAUUAGGACAUGACAUGUUCUUGGCAUUUUGCAACCUUUUUCCUGUAAACACCUUUUGGCCAAGACUAUAGUGUAAGAAAAGCAUAUUUUUUUCGAUUUAGAAAAUAAAAAUUGAAUCUGAUAUCUUUUUUUUUUUUUUUUUAUAAGUAAAGUGAAAAUUUGGGGUAAAUUGAAACAAACAUUUUGAA